AUGCCACGUCCCAAAUUCUCACAGAAUGCACCGCCGCCCCAAAAGCCGGUCUACUCAGAUGCCUCAAGUUCCUAUUGGCCACCGGGCUGGAACUAUGACCGCUACCGCCAUGCUACUCACGCUGACAUCGCCGAGCUUCCUGAGGGGGAGCUUUUGAAGAUGCAAGCGGGGCUGCGCGACGUGCUCGGCGAGGAAGGGGUGGGGAGGUUGGCAAUGCACGUGUACGAAGAGCAGCAGCGGGGAUUGGGCAACAAUGCUAAGGAGAGUGUGCCGGAGUACUUCCCGCCGAACUGGCUCAAGCAUUGGAACAAACGCCACAAGGGCCAGACGUGGGGUGUGGUGGCCUUCCGGACAGCCAGCUACGACGACGCGGAGCGAUGGGAAGCAUUCGUCAAAGAAGUGGGCAGGAUUGUUGAGAUUCCUUUCCAGAGGGCGGUCGAGGAAGGCAACGUUCCUGAGGAGUCUAUGGAAUCCAUUGAGGAGGCCAGGUCCAAGUUUGAGGUCAGAUGGAUUGAAGAUGUUGCCCUGGCAGACGAAAGCGUCGACGACCUCCGGGCCAGAUUCGACGGCCUCAAACCGGACCUACCCGCCGGCAUGUCGGACAAGGUCUUCCUCGCCGCGUCAGAUGAGGCAGUUGCAUCCGUGCUGGACUUGGAGGAAGCCGAACGGCCGACUACGAAGUCCAAGUGUUGGCGGCCAUCGGCGCCGUUCCUGGUUGUCGUCGCCGUGGAUCCUGAUCCGGGGCUGGAGGAAGGUCAUGAGGAGAGGGAGUGGUUCAGGCCCAUCUUCAAGGUGGCAGCGGAAGUGGUGGUUGAGGAGCUGUUGUGGCUUCUGGACUCUGACAUCAUGCCCUUGAGAAGAAUCACGCGAAGCGUCAAGGGAUUGGAAAACAUCACAGGUAAUGAGGUCGUCGGGGACAGGGAAUCGGAUGAUCUCUGGUGGAGUACGGCUCCUUCUGCACAGAGAAUGAGGAAGCGUCGUGGAGCAUGA
Molecule: messenger RNA, 990 nt
Organism: Colletotrichum aenigma
Lineage: Eukaryota; Fungi; Ascomycota; Sordariomycetes; Glomerellales; Glomerellaceae
Exons: 1
Coding region: 1-990 (329 amino acids)
Source: RefSeq, a predicted model, not a curated record